Messenger RNA from Verticillium dahliae VdLs.17, 1740 nucleotides. Its product is annotated as sulfite reductase flavoprotein alpha-component. Gene Ontology annotation, molecular function: FMN binding; flavin adenine dinucleotide binding; oxidoreductase activity. Lineage: Eukaryota; Fungi; Ascomycota; Sordariomycetes; Glomerellales; Plectosphaerellaceae. Gene Ontology annotation, cellular component: cytosol. The transcript is spliced from 3 exons. The coding region runs from base 1 to 1740 and encodes 579 amino acids. The record is from RefSeq and is a predicted model, not a curated record.
AUGGUCGUUAUGGAGAGAGACCAGCCAGUUGAACUGGCUGACCUUCCCGGGAGAGCUGCCCUGGUAUUGUACGGGUCAGAGACGGGCAACAGUCAAGACAUUGCAGAAGAGCUUGGCAAGAUGACACAGCGAUUGCAUUUCAAGACUAAAGUUGAUGAACUAAAUGCGGUCCAGCUUUUCCCCCAGCUCCCACUGUCUACUCAGCACAUGACUGACGGCACCGAAGAUUCAACUGGGCUGCUCGAAAACUACACAAGCGUCUUGAACAGCUGGGUGCCACUGAGUUCUAUCCUCGGGGCGAGGGCAACGAACAAGACGAUGACGGGGCUGAGUCCCAUUCCAGAUACAGCCCUCCUUCCUCCGAAAUACAUCAUCAAGAUCAGCCCUGUAGACACGCCGCGCCAUUCCCAAGACACAGCCGCUGAAGGAACUCCUAACUUACAGUCACUCGAUUUCGUCACGGGAUCAUCAGCAGCUGCCACUUCAUUGGAGGCGGGUGCUGAACAGCCGAGCCAACAAGCAUUGCAGCAUCUAAUUUCUGCAGUGCCUGGCGGUCUCGUCGUCGAAGUCAACUCAAACACCCGGGUCACGCCGACCGAGCACUGGCAAGACGUCCGAAGACUUUCUUUCGACAUUCGUCACCUACAACCACCGUCACUUCAAAUCAAUCCUGGCGACUGCCUGAGACUCUACCCCAGAAAUCUAUCUCAAGAUGUCGACAAGCUCUUGGACGUGAUGCAAUGGGGGGCUAUUGCGGACAAUGUUGUGGACUUGGGAACGCUCAGCGAACGCCCGACCGGUCUCUAUACGGCCAACAUGACGACAUUACGACGUCUGCUCACCGAGAACCUGGACAUAACCGCAAUUCCUCGGCGCAGUUUUCUUGAGGCCAUCUCUCACCAUUGUACGGAUUCGGAUCACAAGGAACGGCUCCUGGAAUUCACAAAGUCGGAAUACAUCGACGAGUAUUACGACUACGCUACUCGGCCGCGACGCACUAUCAUCGAGGUUCUCGAGGAGUUCCACUCGGUUCAGUUCCCUCCGGAGUAUGUACUUGAUGUCUUCCCCGUGAUCCGCGGCCGUGACUUCAGCAUUGCCAGCAUCGAGCCGUCAGAACCCGGAAGCGACUCUUCCUACAAGCUCGAGCUUCUUGUCGCCUUGGUGAAGUAUCAGACAGUCCUUCGCAAGAUCCGUACCGGUCUAUGCUCGCGCUAUAUCAACCUACUCGCUGCAGGAAAUGCAGUACUGGCCAGCCACAAGCCGUCCCUGACGAGUCUGCAUGGCAAAUUGCACGCGCGUCGGCCACUCUGCGCUUUUGCAACCGGCACAGGCAUUGCACCCAUCCAUGCCCUCAUCCAGGAGCGGCUCCGCUACGAUGACACCGACACGCCCACCGGUAGGACCUUGCUCUUCUUUGGCAACAGGUCACGCGGCAAGGACUUCUUCUUCGCCGAUGAAUGGGCCGCCAUGCCAUCUUCCAAGCUCGAGGUCCACACGGCGUUCUCGCGAGACCAAAAGGAGAAGAUAUAUAUACAAGAUGUCAUCCGGCAGCAGGCGCAGGUCGUCGCAGACAUGGCCCGGGAGAAUGUCAUCUUUAUCGUCUGCGGCGGCAGUAGUAAAAUGGCCACGGCGUGCCGGGCCGCGGUCGUGGAGUGCCUGCGCGUCGGGGGCCUCUGCGAGACCGAGACGGAGGCGGAGGAGAUGCUAGGGAGGUUAACCUGGUGGCAGGAAAUCUGGUGA